Spirometra erinaceieuropaei is the source of this 927-nucleotide messenger RNA. The record is from the annotation of a GenBank genome assembly. NCBI's taxonomy places the organism in Eukaryota, Metazoa, Platyhelminthes, Cestoda, Diphyllobothriidea, Diphyllobothriidae.
AUGGUCGAUAGUGGUGUCCCCCAGGGUUCAGUUCUGGGACCCAUUUUGUUCCUUAUCUACGUGGACGAUGCCGCAAGAGAUUUGGACUGUGAAGUAGCAAUGUUUGCGGACGACAUGAAGAUAUGGAGUGUAAUUCGUGGUCCUGCCGAUGAAGACAGACUGCAGAUGAACCUGAACCGGUUGGAGGAGUGGUCAAACCGUUGGCUCCUGCGGUUCAACGUUGCCAAAUGUAGCAUACUUCGCCUAGGCAACACAGCCAGAUCCGCCAGCACAAGAGGCUACUUUCUGGGCGGUGCAACCCUACAAGAGGUCGAAGCCCAAAAGGACCUCGGUGUGCUUACGACGAGUUCCCUAAAACCAUCCGCCCACUGUUCGAGGGUGGCAAAAAGCGCAAUGUCCGUACUGUACUCCAUCAAGCGUGCGUUUAUGGACUUUGACGAAGAAGCUUUCUCUAAGACAUUCGGAACAUUCGUCCGGCCGCAUUUUGAGUACGACAUACAAGCUUGGAGGCCGUGGGCUGUUGUGGAUCAAAACGGCCUCGAAAGAGUCCAGAGGAGAGCCACGAAGAUGGUCAGGGGUCAAAGCUCCUUUCCUUAUGCGACCCGCCUAGUAAAUCUGAACCUCUUUCCUUUGAGUUACAGGCAACUUCGCGGAGAUCUCUUGCAAGCCUUCCGCAUUGUAAAGGGGUUGGACUGCAGUAUGGCCUUCGAGGACUUUUUUGAAUUUGCUACCACGACCAACCUCCGAGGUCACCCGUUAAAACUGCGCACUCAGCAGGCACGGCUGGAUGUGCGGAAGUUCUCCUUCUCGGUUCGGGUGGUCAAACCGUGGAAUGAGCUUCCCACAGAUGUUGUGAUGUCACCAUCCAUACAAAGUUGUAAGAAGAAUCUGGACAUAUUUAUGUUCCGCAAUGACCAAGAGCGAUGA